UCGUUUCUUCGUAGUUUUUGAUAGCUAAGUCCUCCUGUCGGGUGUGAAUCACAUGACGGGAAUUUUGAUGGAUAUAAAAAGCACCUUGAAGCCUGAAGAACGACAACCGUUCAAGAGGAAAACGAAAACAUCAGUAAAAUAAAGGGACAAAAGGGAGAGACCAUACGGAAGACAAAGCAUUGCUCGGAUAGCCGCUUUGUGCCUGAUCGAGAGGCAGCAGGAUGCGACCAGACGGCCCAAGGGAUGACUUUGCCGGGCCCGAUACAGGGCCAGAGUCCCCGUUCCCCAUCCGGAUGUCAGGGCCAGUGAUCAAGGGCUUCGGAAGAGGCAGCAAGGAGCUUGGUAUUCCUACUGCAAACAUCCCAGCUGAGACGCUGUCAGAGUAUCCUAACCUCCAGCUGGGUGUAUACUACGGCGUUACGGCCUUGGACCCGGCACAGUUCAAACAUACCCGCACUGAAAGUGAUGCCGCUGACGAGCCAGCGCAUACCGGCACUGACAUCUUUCCCUGCGUGCUGAGCAUCGGCUAUAACCCAUUCUAUAAGAAUACCGUCCGCUCAGUGGAAAUUCACAUCCUACCUCAUCUAUCAAUGGAAUCAUCUCCGAUUUCUGCUGAUACAUCCGGGCAACGUCCGCUAUUUCAUCAUUUCCCUGAUUUUUAUGGAACGGCUCUUAACUUGCUUAUUCUUGGCUAUAUCCGACCUGAGUAUGAUUACGUUAGCCGUGAAGCCUUGAUUGAUGAUAUCCGGAUAGACUGUGAUGUGGCCAGACGUAGUUUGAAACGAAAGGCAUACGCUGUCUUUUUGAACGAUGUUGACGUUUCUGACGAAAAGGCUAACGAGGCAAGGCGAUGGCUCAGGAGGUUUUAGACCGUGUUUGAUCGUUUAUGAAUUUUAUAUGAACAUCGGUCAGCAGGCU
Messenger RNA from Trichophyton rubrum CBS 118892, 918 nucleotides. RefSeq lists its product as uncharacterized. Gene Ontology annotation, biological process: FMN biosynthetic process; riboflavin biosynthetic process. The transcript has 3 exons. The record is from RefSeq and is a predicted model, not a curated record. Lineage: Eukaryota; Fungi; Ascomycota; Eurotiomycetes; Onygenales; Arthrodermataceae. Gene Ontology annotation, cellular component: mitochondrion. Bases 222 to 869 code for a protein of 215 amino acids. Gene Ontology annotation, molecular function: riboflavin kinase activity.